AUGGAAAAUAAUACCUGUCAGAUAUCAAGUCAACAACAAAGGGCAAGAAUGGCCGAAAAUGAGAAGAUUAGGAGACAAAAUAUGAACCUCGAACAAAGAGAAACUUAUUUAUCAUUACGACAUGAUAAUUAUAGGCGGCGAAAAGAGCAAGAUAAAAAAGUUCAAACAUCUCGCACUAUGAACAGUCGGAGAAGGGUUUCAUUUCAAAAUUUUACAAAUAUGAGAUCUCCAAUAUCACACUUUCAAGGAACUCAUGACAAUGAAGCCGACCCAAGUAGAAUUGCACAUGUUAAUGAUGUUGCACUUGGUUGGCGAUGA
Lathyrus sativus (Indian pea) is the source of this 318-nucleotide messenger RNA. Lineage: Eukaryota; Viridiplantae; Streptophyta; Magnoliopsida; Fabales; Fabaceae. The record is from the annotation of a GenBank genome assembly.